Messenger RNA from Colletotrichum lupini, 2967 nucleotides. RefSeq lists its product as uncharacterized. The record is from RefSeq and is a predicted model, not a curated record. NCBI's taxonomy places the organism in Eukaryota, Fungi, Ascomycota, Sordariomycetes, Glomerellales, Glomerellaceae. The transcript has 17 exons. Bases 1 to 2967 code for a protein of 988 amino acids.
AUGCGGCUGAGCCGUAGUGAGACAAAUGAAAGCCAUAAUUCUAUCCAGGCCGUUUCCGGUCCUGGAGCCUGGACGUACUUGACUAGGACGAUGACUGCGCCCCUGAUACAAAAUAGAGACUACGACGUUACCAUGGACCUGAAGCUCUAUCAUAUGGACCAGCCGCCUCCUUUCAACUUCUGCACCACACUUACUUGUCAUGGAAACCCGUCUGACUCGGACACGAUUUUGACAUUUCAACGCAUAGACAAAGCAACACCUACGUCAUCUUCUGGGGCGAAGGCUAAUGCCACGUCUUUUCCAGUGACGGGAAGUCCUGCGGGAACCAUCGGGUUCGCCGUGCUGUUGAAGAAAUGCGGCUUCAACGCCAACGCCAACGUUGGGAUGCACGGUAUCACCAUGGCUAAGAUCAAAGAGGGGAUGGUUGCAAUUGGUCUGGCCAAGGAGUUUGACAUAUGGAGUUCUCCGUCAUCUAUGCUCCUCGACUAUGACCUUACUCUUUUGGAAUACGUGGAGCAGGUAUCGAAGCUUACGAAAAGUUCCCAGUCGGAUGUGAGAAUUUACUACGGUCUGAAGAAGGAUCACAACGCGCAGACAGUACAGGACAUCUACAAGACUGGAGAUUUCAUCAUCAGGAUCGUCCAAAUCAAGAAUGAUAAGUCGCAGGCGAUUCAGGCUCUCAGAGUGAUGAAGUCGCCUCCAGAAGAUGCACGUGCAGGCGGCCACAUCAUUGAUAUCCAUGACCUAGGCUCUCGGACACUCUGGGACUUGAGAGACGGAAUUAGCGCAAUGCAAGUCUACCAUGUUCUUGGCUCACUCUAUAAACAUCAUUUUUGCCUGCCGGAUGAAACCCCUCUUUCGGAUAAAACCAGAUUCGACGACUACAUCAAGAUGCUUGAUGAGACAUGUCCAUAUGAGAGUAGCGUCCCAUCGAUCAACCUCAGGUUUAAAGACGCUUCAUCUUGUUUCGAUGAAGAUCAGCCAAAGACAGUUUUGACAGCUUUGGGUGGCAAUAAAGCAGUUCAAAAGGCUGAGACCUCCAGGUUAGAUAUCUCACCGUCAUCACUUGAUGAGUUGCAGUGGGAACUCGUCAUGAAGAACUGCCAAGUCAUGCACGGCUGGUAUAUUGAUCCGGUCAGCACUGAGAUCAAAAUGGCACCAAAACCGGCAUUCCGUCUCAAGUCAGGAUUGAAUCUUGACUACAGCCCAGAUAGCACAGUCUCCACUGCAGAGGUUGAGAUCGCCAUUCCCAAUUACGGGGUCACGGACGGUUCAAAAAUUGAUGUCGUCACUACUGAGAGCGGAAUCAAGCACUCUCUUGUUCGCAAUAGCUUUGACAAGGCUUCUAUGGAUAACAAAAUCGCCCUCGGUUACUCAGGAAUCGGUAUCAACGUGGCUAGCGGAAAGUCCUUCGACUCCCAAGGUGAGCAGUCGUCAGGGAGCAACAGGUCCAUCAAGAGCAUGAUCGGUAUAUACAAGCUUCCCCGAGCUACUUUGUUUCUUAACGCGGAUGAUCUCGUUCCGACCAAAGCAUUCACAGAUGGCAUUGAAAAGAUCAAGGAGCUAGGUGAGGGAGCGGACGAGACAGACGUUCGCAAAUUUUACGAAAGAUUUGGACAAUUUUUCUGCCACGAGGUCAUUCUCGGGGGAAUGUUGCUUUCGACAAAAGCUCUGGUUGGCAACGAAUCCCAGGACGAAGAAAAAAGCCGGUGUUCCUUUAAGCACGCUAUCGGGAUGUCUGUCUCCUCUCCUGUGGAAGUCAUCAUUGGGGCGGAGUCAAAGAAAGAAAUCGCAUCAGGUACCGAUCAGAGCAUUGUUCGCAGCUACAAAGAUAGCGAUGACAGUGUGGUGUUCGAAGCAGUUGGUGGGAAUACCAUCUUGGCUUCCAAGUACGAGCCCUUGGCUCCAAAACUCCUUGGGGAUUACAACAAUUGGAGAGUUAUCGGGAGACAAGAGAUGAAGUUGAUCCUCGACUCAUUCGAAGAUAGUGGAGAUAAUAAGCUCCAAGAUGUCGUCGACUUGUUCACUAAAGCAUCUCAACUUACUGUCUCGAAGUUCAUUGACAUUCCAAAGUCAGCAAAAAUCAUUGCGCAAUUUCGAUUCAAGACGAAGAGUACGAAUGCGGACAAAACACACUACCUUCGUCAUGACAUCUACAAACUCAUUGACUUUGGACCUCGAUCUGCGAGCGAGCAGAGAAUUAUGCCACAGAAAUUUCAGGGGCCGCGAGUCGAGCCAUACGACCCUUCAUGGAAAGAUCAAGAUGGGCGAUCGCAAUUAGUCGAUGGCUCCAGGGUCACUAUCCGCUCCGGGCGCGAUUCACAAACCGCCUGGUAUCUCUCCGUCCUCAGAACUUCGGCGGGAAUCUUCGUUCCCUGUAUCACGACCUCGAAACACUUUGUAUGGAGAGUCCGAGAAGUUCUGCGGCCCAAUACCAGGAGCACCAUUGCUAAAGAGCCGUCACCCGACAAACCGCUUAGACACGAUGCGGUUCUAUGCUUGACUUAUGACUUUGAGGACAACCCCCGAGGCUACCGAGACUUCAAAGACGACGAUCGCGGCUUCCGGAAUGUAGAGUACCCGGACAAAGACACCACCCAGUUGGUGCUCGUUGAACCACGUAACAGAACGGAUAUAUGGCCGGAUCGCAGAGUUCUUCUUCUUGCCGACGGGGAACCCUUUUUUACAGAAUCUACUGCCAAAGUCGCGGACUUGAAUGAUUCCGAGAUCUCUGUGAGAAUUGCAAAGUUCAACAUCGACGUCCGUGACCAAAUGGAUGACGACUAUGAUAUCUUGCAAAAAGAUGGCGAUUUCAUCACGGCGAGACACGAGGAGCAGCAGAAGAAGUUGAAGACCAGAGAUGAGGGCACCCAAUACCAAAAUCACCCAAGCCCUCAAAGUUGCCCCCUGGCCAUUUCAUAUCUUGCCUCUUUGCUCGCAUGCUACAAUCCGGGCCACUUGAAAUAA